AAUAAUCUAACGUACUCAACAGUUGCGACUGAGAACUUGCGGGAUAUACUUCGCAAAUAAGUUUACUCUUUUACGUAUUCUUUAAAAAUAAAACAGCAGUCUGUUUCUUGAGUUUAAAGUAGUAAGACCAGAUUAUAACCACUAAUACUUAAUCACUUAAAAAGAGUUAAUUUUACAAAGUGCUUGGAAGGAUGCUGGAAGCAAAUAGUAAAAAUAAUACAAGAAUGAUGGACGGCGAGUACAAGAUUGACUUGCAGGAAUCGGAAAAAUUGUUGGAGUUCGAGAAGCCACAGAAUUCACUAAUGUGCAUCGAAUUCAAUAAUCUCUAUUGCUCGGCUCGCAAAGACAAAGGAACUGAGGAAACAAUCUUACAUAAUGUGUCAGGACAUUUCGAAUCGGGGAAAGUUACGAUGAUAAUCGGUCCUUCCGGCGCGGGAAAGACUACUCUAUUGAAGGCCAUAUCAGGAAGACAAGUGAUGGACAUUAAGGGUACUCUCACUGUAAACGGUAUUGAAUGGAAUAAACCGACAUUCCGCAAACAGAUGUGCUACACAUCGCAACAAUUUCAUUUAUUACCAUUCCUGACAGUGAGAGAAACCCUCAACAUAGCAACUCGAUUGAAAGAUGAUAUUAAUAAGAAUGCACAAGAAAUUAAUUUAGUUGUGAACGAUAUUGCGGAGAAACUUAGCUUGUCAAAUUGCUUGGACACAUUAGCAAAUAAAUUAAGCGGUGGCGAACAAAAGAGAUUGUCUAUUGGCGUAGAGAUGGUUACCAAAUCAUCAAUUAUUUUAUUAGAUGAGCCAACAAGCGGUCUUGAUAGUGCGGCAUCUUAUCAAAUCAUUAAUAUAUUGCAUAAGAUGGCAAGAGCAAAUUGCACUAUAGUUUGUACGAUACAUCAACCAAGUAGUCAUAUUGUUUCGCUCGUCGAUGACAUCAUGGUACUUCACGAAGGCAAAUGUAUGUACUGCGGUCCAAAGAGCGAAAUCUUAAACACAUACAACAUCGCCGGGUUCACGUGUCCCAACUUCUACAAUGUGACCGAAUUCGUGCUCGAGGUGGUAACUGGGCAGAGAGGUGGAGAUUUAGAACAUUUAUAUCAGAUCUGUUAUGAUGAAUAUAAAAAGUUCAAAUCGCGCAGUGAAUAUAAUAAAAAUAAUAAAAAAUCGAUUUCAUCGAUUGAUUUCAAACAAAAACUUGAAAGAAAUAAUAUAGAUGCACUCACAAACAACAAGACACAAAAAAAAUCGACGUGGCAACAGCAAAAGAUUUUAUUUGCACGAGCUUUAAUCUGCAUCAAGCGAGAUAAUACCUUUACGAAACUAAGAAUUGCGACGCACAUCGUGGUUGCGAUAAUAUUCGGGCUAAUUUUUUACGAUUUUGGCGAGAACGGAGAAAAAGUUAUUAGCAAUAUCUCUUCCUUAUUUCUCAUUCCAGUAUUUUUAAUCUUGAUGAAUGCCCUACAAACAGUACUAAUAAUUCCCACGGAAAUAGCAGUAUUCCUACAGGAACGUUUAAAUAAUUGGUACUCCUUGAAGUCAUAUUACAGCGUAAAAGUAUUAGCGGAUUUACCGAUGCAAGUAUUAUGUACUUCAUGUUUCAUAUUUAUAAGUUAUUACAUGACUGGACAAUUAAUAGAAUUGGAUAGAAUUCUAAAAACAUGUUUAAUUUGUCUGUUAUGUACGAUUAUUGGACAAACAGAAGGAAUAUUCCUAGGCACACUUUUUGGCAGUAAGUUAGCUGUAUUUUUGGUACCGGCAAUCAAUAUACCAUCACUGCUGUUAACCGGAUAUUUCGUAAAAAUACAAGAAAUGUUGAAUUUCGUAAAGCCUCUUAGCGCUUUAAGUUAUUACAGAUUCGCAUUUGAAGGAUUAAUGCAGGCAGCUUACAUUGACCGACCAAAUUUGUCGUGUUCGGACAUGUACUGUUACUUGGGUUCGACAAAAAAGAUUCUCUAUUUAAUGGAUAUUCCAUCAAUCUCAUUUUACGGAAUUGUAAUAAUACUUAGCUGUUGGAUAAUCGCUUUUCACAUAGUCAUUUGUACAAUACUUCUUUGGAAAAUUAAGUAUGUAAAAAAUUAACAUAUUACGUUAAUGCUCGCGUUUCUAGAAAAUAUUUUAAAAGUGUGUCUCAACCAAAAAGUAACUUAUCAACCAAAUUCUUAUGAAGUGGGCAGGGUUUUAAAACAAAUAAUAAUAGGAUUAAUAAUGGUUAAAGUUGUACAAAUCUUUUGUACAUAAAUAUAUGUAUAACACGUUGAAUUAUAACAACGUAAAGAUUGACGUCAUAUGAUAAAAUAAAUUACAUAUGACUGCGUAAUAAAC
Messenger RNA from Solenopsis invicta (red fire ant), 2321 nucleotides. Its product is annotated as ATP-binding cassette sub-family G member 1-like. The transcript is spliced from 11 exons. The record is from RefSeq and is a predicted model, not a curated record. Lineage: Eukaryota; Metazoa; Arthropoda; Insecta; Hymenoptera; Formicidae. Gene Ontology annotation, cellular component: plasma membrane. Gene Ontology annotation, molecular function: ATP hydrolysis activity; ATP binding; ABC-type transporter activity. The coding region runs from base 192 to 2078 and encodes 628 amino acids.